UUCAAAUAGGAGGGGAAAAAACAUCUUUCAUAUUAACAACUCAUUUUAGAUAAACACCAAUACAAGUUUGGUAUAUAUUGACGUACCCUCUUCCCCAACAACCAAGCUAAACAAGAAACUAUACACAAUCACAUAAAGUUGGUGCAGGCAGGCAGGCACUAAGAUUUCUCCAUUGUUGAAAAAGGCAAAAGUAAGCCCCCCACAAAAAAAAGCACAACAACACCUAUUACUUAAACCAAAGAAAGAAAGAAAGACACCUCCAUUCCAUACCACAAAAACACAACGUUCAUCCACCCACACACCAAAACCAAAAUGCUUUAGGACUAGGAAAAGAAGAUACCUAAACCUUCCCCACCAUUUUCCACUAAGAACCCACAAACACCACCGAUCCUCUCUUCCCCCUUUCCUUAAACCACUUCUUCUUCCUCCUCCUCCUCCUCUUCUUCUUCUUCAUGUUGCCAGAAUUACACAACCACCACCAUCUCCAAUGCCCAAGAAGCUAACCGCCCAGCGCCGGACCCACCCGUUGUGGUGGUGCGCGGCCCUGCUGUGCAUGAUCCUCACCGUCGCCAUCAUCUUCGGCGGGAUCGCCGUCUUCAUCGGCUACCUCGUCAUCCACCCGCGCGUCCCCAUCCUUAGCGUCAUCGACGCCCACCUCGACCUCUUCCAGUACGACUACGCUGGCACCCUGGUCACCCAGGUCAGCGUAGUCGUGAGGUCUGAGAACGACAACCUGAAAGCCCACUCGUCGUUCUCGGACCUCCAGCUCAGGCUCAUCUUCGAAGGGAUGCACAUCGCGUCCCUUCAGGCCGGGGACUACGACGUCAGGAAGAACAGCACCGUGGACUUCAACUUCGUCGUCGUGUCCAGGCCCAUCCCGCUCAGCCCGGCCCAGUCGAUGGACGUGGACGUCAUGCUGAAGCAAGACCAGGUACGGUUCGACCUCCAGGGGAACGCGCGGGCUCGGUGGCGCGUGGGGCUGCUGGGCUCGAUCCGGUUCUGGUGCCACUUGAACUGUAAGCUCAAUUUCCGACAGUCCAAUGGCUCCUAUGUGCCUUCUCCCUGCACUUCCAGAGCUAAAUGAUGUAAUCGGUAUAUUUUUACAGUGGUGGUGCUGUAAAUUUUUUUUUUUUACUUUGUGAGCUUCGUUCGGUUUAUCAGUAUAUAGGGACGCUUUUUUGGUAACUUUUUCUUCUCUUCGAACAUGAUUAUAUUAGCAAUGUUUAGGAAAGGACAUAUACAGAAUAUAUACUUCGCUUGGAAGCAAAUGAUCGAUGAUGUAGGAAAUAAAUGUUCCCUUCGCUUUUCUUCAUUAUAAUUGUUCUUUCCUUUCCUUCCUUCCUUCUUCAUUCUGUAUCUUUGAACGGACUGACCGGCUGAGUACUAUCUGUCAAGCCACUACUCUAAUCUUUCACAGCUUCAGAUAAUUGUUGAGAUUUCAAUGUAUCGAUUCGUUCGGUUAUCGUGAUACUAUUGGAUUUUUAUAAGUCGUAUAGAUGCAUAAUUUCUAUGAGACAAUAUAUGUCAAUUGUCUCUAACGGAUUCGUUUAGACCAGAAAAAUAUUGGUUGACUUGAUAAAAAGACACUAUUUAGCUAUUGAACAAUAUGAAAUGAUGUAUUUGUGGAGUUUGAGAAAAAUUGGAGAAAUAUCUUUUUAUGAAUCCUGAUGUUUUUUUAUCAAAUAACUCAUUUUGUGUAAUGAAAUAUUUAACCGAAGACAUUCAUUAUAUGAUUUCAUUACUAGUUCGUUCAAAGUUAAAACGUUACCCUAAAUUCAUCAAUACGGUACAAUUUUGUGAGUUUGGUAUAAAUCUUUAGCAUGAGUAUGCAAGAUUUAAAAUCAAAAGGAUUUGAAAUUCACUUUUUCCUUUUAGGUAGAAAUUUGAAAAUUGAAAUUGAUCACUUUGAACUUUGAAGCCAGGAUAAGUCCAUCAAUUAAAGGAGCUCUGUCUUUUCUAAUCUUUGAAUUCGUCUUUACUUUUACACUUGUCCCGCAAUAUUUUUGAGGCUGCUGACGGUUCCUUUACCCUUUAUUUUUCUUUAAUGGAUGGCUUUUUCCUGCGGCAAAAUUUUCGAAACAUAUAUUUUCUUCAGCUAUUUUCUAUUUUAUUUUUAUGAAUCUUCUUUGCUGAACCACGUUUUAUUUUAUGAAUAUGUAUAAAGUGGCACUUGGAAUUGGAAAUGGAAGAUUCAGGGAUCAACCAUGAUGGCAACGUGGCAUCCGUCGAUUGGCAGGGCGGGCUCUGUUUGCGAGCAGAGUAGCGCCGUGUAAUGUAAAUGGACGGCCAUGAUCUUCCCGAAGCCGUAAUAUUAACAUGCAUGGCAUAGGUUCCCCACCUCCUUUCGCCUUCCACGAAAAGUAUGCUUUCCUCAAGCGAAAAGUAAUUACUUUUGCAAAAGAGCUAAUCAACAAAAGCGUCCACUAAUCAUCAUCACAGCUAAGUAACUAAACAUACGUGAAUCUUCUGUAUACUGCUAUGAGAUCGGGUAAUUCAAAGUUUAAGAACGUUGUUAAACUAGCUAUAUGCCAAUUGAUUUAAUUAAUGCAGUCUCCAUACUGAAAUCUCGUGCAGACAACUGUAUUCGGAUGGAGGAAAACAAAUAUCGAGCAGAAUUGUCGGAACACCUAAUCAUUCUAUAAAAACAAAGUGAAUGU
Linum trigynum is the source of this 2657-nucleotide messenger RNA. NCBI's taxonomy places the organism in Eukaryota, Viridiplantae, Streptophyta, Magnoliopsida, Malpighiales, Linaceae. The record is from the annotation of a GenBank genome assembly.